AUGCCUCAUACGCCGUCCUUACCAGGGCGAGGCUCGUUUCGUGUUCGCGCUUGUGACAACUGCCGAUUACGCAAGCUGUACAGCUCUUGGGAUUUCGUGCAAACUGGCUGGGGUAUCCUCUCCCGCCCCCGAGCCCUCAGGAAGUCAAUCAACGCCACAUUGACGGUGAUUCAAAGAACACUGGAUCAACUCACACGACCGUCAACAUCAACUAACAUUGCACCUGCCGUCGCGCAGCCUGUAUCGUCGCCCCAGACCGGACCGACGUUCGAAGGACAGUCUUCCUUCCACCACCAAAGUCUCCUCGCAAAAGAUGCCGUACUCUCUGCGGUGAAUGGCUCGCAGAAUGUCUGCCUCGAUGAGAAUGUCUCGGCGGCUCUAUCAUCGUUAAAAGACCGUCUCGACCGCCAUCAAGAGCCACGCCAAUCCCAGCGAACCCCGGAAUUGCCACCCUCACUUUCCAAGGAACCACUGUUACCAGUGGAUCUGGUUGUUGCGAUAGUAAAGAAAGUAAAAGAGACAGUCCAACCCCCGUUCUUCCUGGUUAGUCAGACCUGGAGAAACCCACAGCAGCUGGAGACACUCUGUCAGUCGGUCUACUUUCCACUCGAACCAGUCACCGCUGGAGCGUUGGCCCUACUACACGGCUUGCUGUAUCAUAUCAUCCGGGACUAUCUGCAUGAACAACCUGCCGACCUCGCCCACUAUGAUCUAUCGUCAAGUGCAGCGUUUUGCGAAAGGCAAUUUUCCUCCGCCUUGCAAAACCAUGACAUGAUGGUCAAUCCAACUAUCGAAAAGGUCCAAGCUUUGUUAAUUGGGGUCAUUAAAGCUCAGGAAGAAUCAGACUUACAGCAUUGCUGGACCUAUCUGUCCCUAGCAUCCAACAUGUGUCAAUCAAUGGGUCUUCAUCGGUCCUACACCUUGGCGAAUGACAAAUCUGCCAUUGCAGAGUCAAAGCGGCAUGCGUUCUGGUCUCUGUAUACUAUCGAUAAAAACGUUUCGCUGAACAUGGGGCUGACAUCCCACUUUCCCGACCAUGAUAUUGACGCGGAUCUCAUUACUCCCUCCGACGAUCCCAAACGUCGCCCCUGGGAUCUGAUGAGCCUCGUCAUUGUUGAGUUCGCAUCAAUUCAAGGCCGUGUGUAUGAUGAGUUAUACUCCGCAGCCGCAUCAAAAGCAUCCGACGAGCAGCGGUGGGCCGCUAUUGAUAAGCUCUCUUCCGAUCUGAUCACUGUUCGUGACAAGUUACUGGCUAUCGAUGUCAGUCAAGGCUACUAUGCGGAAUCCUUGCAUGGCAUGGCUGCAUGCGCCGAUUUCAUUGCCUACUCUGUGUUAACCGUCAUCUACCGGGCGCAGACUCGCCCUCGUGAUGCAACAGCGAUCUCUUCCCAAUGCUAUGAAGCCGCAGCGCUGGCUCUACAUAGUCACCUAAAGUGCUUCACAUAUUUCCGUGACCGCCAAACGCACAAACAGACAGAAUAUGUUAACUGUCAGAUCUCUAGAUCUGGUGAAGGGGUUGUCGCGUGGUUCGAUGCACCUCUACAGUAUAUGCGAAGCCUUUGCAAAAACAGCGGAGGUUCUUGUUGGUACACAGCAGACACUGACCGGGCUGGAGAAGGAUCCAGAUGGCUCACUCAUCAUGCCGCCUGGUUUUGA
Aspergillus terreus NIH2624 is the source of this 1656-nucleotide messenger RNA. RefSeq names its product transcription factor domain-containing protein. The transcript is spliced from 8 exons. The record is from RefSeq and is a predicted model, not a curated record. Lineage: Eukaryota; Fungi; Ascomycota; Eurotiomycetes; Eurotiales; Aspergillaceae. Gene Ontology annotation, biological process: DNA-templated transcription. Bases 1 to 1656 code for a protein of 551 amino acids. Gene Ontology annotation, molecular function: zinc ion binding; DNA binding.